Botrytis fragariae is the source of this 402-nucleotide messenger RNA. Its product is annotated as putative het domain-containing protein. NCBI's taxonomy places the organism in Eukaryota, Fungi, Ascomycota, Leotiomycetes, Helotiales, Sclerotiniaceae. The record is from RefSeq and is a predicted model, not a curated record. The transcript has a single exon. The coding region runs from base 1 to 402 and encodes 133 amino acids.
AUGCGCCUAAUCAACACCACCACUUAUGAAUUCUCAGAGUUUCACGGCGAUGAUAUCCCCAAGUAUGCAGUUCUAUCGCACACAUUGGAGCACGACGAGGUCACCUUUCAAAAGUGGGCAUUCUCACGGAGAAAGGCAGAAAAGAAAGCUGGAUAUGCGAAGAUUGAAGCGACGUGUAAAUUGGCGUUGAAGAUUGGAUUGAUGUAUGCGUGGAUGGAUACGUGUUGUAAUGAUAAGAGUAGUAGUGCGGAGUUGAGUGAGGCUAUAAAUUUCAUGUUUGCGUGGUAUGCAGGGGCGAUCGUUUGUUUUGCUUUUUUAGCCGAUAUUGUUGAAGGGGAGGUGGAAAAGGUGGGGUCUCAGCUUGGAAGAAAGUUAAGAGAGGGCUUGAAUAAAAGUAGGUGA